Odobenus rosmarus divergens (Pacific walrus) is the source of this 1753-nucleotide messenger RNA. It is a transcript of the gene ZDHHC1, whose product is annotated as zinc finger, DHHC-type containing 1. NCBI's taxonomy places the organism in Eukaryota, Metazoa, Chordata, Mammalia, Carnivora, Odobenidae. The transcript is spliced from 10 exons. The record is from RefSeq and is a predicted model, not a curated record. Gene Ontology annotation, cellular component: Golgi apparatus; endoplasmic reticulum. Gene Ontology annotation, molecular function: protein-cysteine S-palmitoyltransferase activity. Gene Ontology annotation, biological process: peptidyl-L-cysteine S-palmitoylation; protein targeting to membrane.
UGUUUUCAAGUCAGCAAACAUUUACUGAGCAUCUACUAUGUACAAGAUGAACAUCUGCAACAAGCCCUCCAACAAGACAGCCCCUGAGAAGAGUGUGUGGACAGCGCCUGCACAGGCCCGCAGACCGUCCCCCGAGCUGCAGGGCCAGCGGUCGCGCCGGAAUGGGUGGAGCUGGCCCCCUCACCCUCUCCAGAUUGUGGCUUGGCUGCUGUACCUCUUCUUUGCUGUCAUUGGCUUUGGGGUCCUUGUUCCCCUCCUGCCUCACCACUGGGUGCCCGCUGGCUAUGCUUGCAUGGGCGCCAUCUUUGCCGGCCACCUCGUGGUUCACCUGACCGCUGUCUCCAUCGAUCCAGCAGAUGCCAAUGUGCGGGACAAGAGCUAUGCAGGGCCCCUGCCCAUCUUCAACCGCAGCCAACAUGCACACGUCAUUGAAGAUCUGCACUGCAACCUGUGUGAUGUAGAUGUGAGCGCUCGCUCCAAGCACUGCAGCGCCUGCAACAAGUGCGUGUGCGGUUUUGACCACCACUGCAAGUGGCUCAACAACUGCGUGGGCGAGAGGAACUACCGGCUCUUUCUACACAGUGUGGCAUCUGCCUUACUGGGUGUCCUGCUCCUCGUGCUGGUGGCCACUUAUGUCUUUGUGGAGUUCUUUGUCAACCCCAUGCGGCUGCGCACCAAUCACCACUUUGAAGUGCUGAAGAAUCACACAGAUGUGUGGUUUGUGUUCCUGCCCGCUGCCCCUGUGGAGACACAGGCUCCUGCCAUCCUGGCCCUGGCCGCCCUACUCAUCCUUCUGGGCCUGCUUUCCACAGCCCUGCUGGGCCACCUGUUCUGCUUCCACAUUUAUCUCAUGUGGCACAAGCUCACCACCUAUGAGUACAUCGUGCAGCAUCGCCUGCCACAGGAGGCAAAGGGGGCCCACAGGGAGCUCGAGUCAUGUCCCCCCAAGAUGCGGCCCAUUCAGGAGAUGGAGUUCUACAUGCGGACCUUCAGCCACGUGCGCCCAGAACCCCCUGGCCAGGCCAGGCCUGCCACAGUGAAUGCCAAAGACUCGGGCUCUGCCCUCCCGGAUCCAACCCCAGGUAAGGGGAACUGUGCUGGCCUCCUUGCCCAGGAGGAAGAGGAUGGAAAGAAGCCUCUACCUUGCCCCACUCCUCUGCUUCUUUGGGCGAUGUGCAGUCUAAGGGGCGCUCAGGUUCUCCCCUCUCUCUGCAGAAAAAGAGGAAGCGUCGUGUGUAUAAGGUGCCAACGUCUGGGACCUUGGACCCUGAAUCGCCGCUGCCCAGGCUGCCGGUGCCUUGGGCCCCAGGCCGCAGCUCCAGCUCGCCAUCGGACUCCGCGGGCGUCAGCCCAGUGCACGCCGCUGGGCCUGCAGGCGCCUACCACUCGGCGUUAGCCGAGUCCAUGGACGAGAUUCCAGUGGCCCAGACGCGCCUGGGCAGCGCCGCUCUGGCCGCCCCAGGGGGCAGGGGCCGAGAGACCGGGCUGGCGCUGCAGGUGCGUGCACCCGCGGUUUUCGUCAGCCCGAGCAGCGGCGAGCCCGGAGCGCGGGGCGGCCGGGAGGCCGGCCUGGCUUAGUCGGGUGUAGAGGCAGGAGGGCCAAGGAGGAGCGGCCAGCCGGAUUCUCUAUGCAACACCCCCACCCUCGCCGCACCGAGUGCACUUUAGGAGCCCCUGCGGUCGGCGGGUCCCUUCCCCCAAGACUCAGCAAUACCCGCCCCACCGGCCAUGAUGCUCCAAUAAACUUUUUUUU